GGAAGUUACGACAUUUUGAUCGGAAGCAAAAAACGGGAGCUCGCUGGCUGUGAAGAAGAAGUUUAUUCAGAUCAGUGGUCACAAGGGUGUCUGGACGCAAACUCAAUUGUGAGCAUGGGAAAUAAGUCUGCAAAACAAAAGAACAAGAAGCAAAGUGAUGAGAUCCUGGUGAAGGUUGUACCUCCUCUGGACCGGACUUACAUGAGAUGGCUUGCUCGAGACAUUGCGAGAUUACAUGGCUUCUCUCCAAAGAAUCCUCAAGCUAUAGAGCCUCCAUCAAAUGUAAUCGAAUAUAUGCGCUUGUAUGGCUGGUUAGAUCUGGACAUGAAUGAUCCUGAUCUCGCUCCUUUGUUCAAGUAGAGAGUUCUUUGCCUGCUCGAAUCAAAGAGGGCCGCAGGUGUGUUUUAUCCUUUUAAAUUUGAGAAAAAUCUUAUGUUAUUAUGUUUGAUAUAAUUAUUUAUAUUAUAACAAAAUUUGUUUUUAUCUAUGUUAUUUUUGAUGUGUUUGGGACUGUUACAGCGUUAUGUAAAAGUGAUUAUGAAGUUGUUGUAGAAAAAUCAGCUUUUUAGAAAA
This is a messenger RNA of Dendrobium catenatum, 573 nucleotides long. RefSeq lists its product as uncharacterized. Bases 115 to 360 code for a protein of 81 amino acids. The transcript is spliced from 3 exons. The record is from RefSeq and is a predicted model, not a curated record. Lineage: Eukaryota; Viridiplantae; Streptophyta; Magnoliopsida; Asparagales; Orchidaceae.